GUGAACAUCCCGAGAUCGGUCGCCAGUCGCACGGAUCGAGCGCGCGGCUCUUGUGAUGCACUGUAGCGGAGACCGACUGGAGAGCGACAGAGGAAAGAACAGCCCAAUAGCCCCGAUUUAACGUCUGGUACUGUGUCAGAAGUCUCGCUUUAAUCGGCACCGAGUUUAUUCAUUCUACUCGUUUUUUUUUUUUUUUUUACGAACCUGGAUUUAAACAUUACCGGAGUUUAAUGUCGGAUUAUUAUGCAUUGGAUAUUAUCCCAUAACUAAGUGAUGGAACUGAGGAGAUCCAGAGGCUCCCAUGUGAACUACAAAUUCAAGCAGGCAACAUGAAGAAGGACGUCCCGAUCACCCUGACAACCAGAAGAGCAAGUCCAAUCGGACCUUACGCCAUGAUUACCCAUAGCAAUCUCUUUGGACUUUAAAGGAUUACAAAGGUCAAACUUUCCUUCGCAACAGAAGGAGAAACUAGUUUAGACUCUUCUCCCCUUUUCCUCUCUCUCCCUCCUCCUUUCUUUAACUAGGAGGAAAGGCAUCUGCAAUUCUACCUACUGUCCAUAGCUUGUCAGCGAUUGGAUAGUUUACUCAUGUGCAUGGCCUACGACUGUUACUUAGCCUACCUACGACUGUUAUCCCAACUACCACCCAACUCCCUGCUGAUUUUGUAUUAAAUCUCUCAGCAGUGUCAAACAUAUCUGAGUACACUUUUGGAUACAACUGUGGAUACUCCCUCUAGAAUUGGAUACUUACUCUAAUACUUUUAAAUCAAAUCCAAUGCUAUCUAAGCUUUCAGGAAUAUAAACUCAUUCGUCCUCUUCCUCCUCCUUGUUGACCAUGGAUGUGCUGGGCUUGUCUGCGAGGCUGCAGCUGCUGCUCUCGGCCUUCCUGGGUGUGUGUCUGAGCCUGGAGUUCACAGGGGCCCCCGGCCAGUGGGCCCGCUACCUCCGCUGGGACGCCAGCACGCGUAGCGACCUCAGCUUCCAGUUCAAGACAGACGUGUCCACGGCACUGCUGCUCUACUUCGACGACAGUGGCUACUGCGACUUCCUGCAGCUGAUGGUCGUGGAGGGCAAGUUGCAGCUGCGCUUCAGCAUCGACUGCGCCGAGACUGCCGUGGUGUCCGACAAGCGGGUCAACGACAGCAGCUGGCACUUUGCCACACUGAGCCGCUACGGCCUGCGGACGGUGCUGGGGCUGGACGGCCAGGUCAAGGCGGACGAGGUGCGGCCCACCGGAGGUAGCCGCCAGCACAUGAAAAUUGUUAGCGAUCUGUUCCUGGGUGGCGUGCCGCUGGACAUCCGUACGUCAGCGCUCACGCUGCCCACGGCACGUGAUGCCCCACCCUUCAGAGGAACUAUCUCAGAUCUGAAGUACGGGAACACAGAACCGGUUCUCCUCAGCAGCUUGAGGGUUCGUCUGGAGUCGGAGGGGCGCUGUACCGAGAACCCGUGCGAGAACAGUGGGAGCUGCACCGUGGUGGAUGGGGAACCCAUGUGCGACUGCUCCAAAACAGAAUACAAGGGCCGCUUCUGCAAUGAAGAGGUCAACAAUAAUAUUCCAGGAUUUUCACAUAUGAUGAUGGCGGAGCAAGCACGGGAGGAGAACGUGGCCACGUUCCGCGGCUCCGAGUACUUCUGUUACGACCUGUCCCAGAACCCCAUCCAGAGCAGCAGCGACGAGAUCACGCUCUCCUUCAAGACGUGGCAGCGCAACGGCCUGAUCCUCCACACGGGGAAGUCGGCAGACUACGUCAACCUGGCCCUGAAGGACGGGGCGGUGAGCCUGGUCAUCAACCUGGGGUCAGGGGCCUUCGAGGCCAUCGUAGAGCCCGUCAACGGGAAGUUCAACGACAACACCUGGCACGACGUCAAGGUCACGCGCAACCUGAGACAGCAAUCAGGCAUUGGACACGCUAUGGUGACGAUAUCAGUUGACGGUAUCCUGACGACCACGGGGUAUACCCAGGAGGACUACACCAUGCUGGGCUCAGAUGACUUCUUCUACGUGGGUGGAAGCCCCAGCACCGCCGACCUGCCUGGGUCUCCUGUCAGCAACAACUUCAUGGGCUGCCUCAAAGAGGUGGUCUACAAGAAUAACGAUAUCCGUCUGGAGCUCUCCCGUCUGGCCCGCAUCGUAGACCCUAAGAUGAAGAUCCAGGGGGACGUGGUCUUCAAGUGUGAGAACGUGGCCACCCUGGACCCUAUCUCCUUCGAGACCCCCGAGGCCUACAUCAGCCUGCCCAAGUGGAACACCAAGAGAAUGGGAUCCAUCUCCUUUGACUUCAGGACCUCGGAACCCAACGGACUCAUCCUGUUCACCCACGGCAAGCCCCAGGAACGCAAGGAGGCCCAACGCAGCCAGAAGAACACCAAGGUCGACUUCUUUGCGGUGGAGCUCCUGGAUGGCAGUCUAUACCUACUGUUAGACAUGGGCUCUGGGACCAUCAAGGUCAAAGCCACCCAGAACAAGGUCAACGAUGGGGCCUGGUACCACGUGGACAUACAGAGGGAUGGGCGUUCAGGCACCAUCUCAGUCAACAGCCGGCGCACCCCGUUCACAGCCAGCGGUGAGAGUGAGAUCCUUGACCUGGAAGGAGACAUGUACCUGGGGGGUCUACCCUCGGACCGUGCCAACCUCAUUCUGCCCACCGAGCUGUGGACCGCCAUGCUCAACUAUGGCUACGUGGGCUGCGUGCGUGACCUGUUCAUCGACGGGCGCAGUAAGGACAUCCGACAGAUCGCUGAGGCUCAGAACGGGGCAGGCAUCAAGCCGUCGUGCAACAAGGUGGUGGGGAAACAGUGCGAGAGCUACCCGUGUAAGAACAGAGGCGUCUGUAAGGAGGGAUGGAACCGGUUUAUAUGUGAUUGUACCGGCACGGGGUACUGGUCACGCACCUGCGAGAGAGAGGCAUCCAUCUUGAGUUAUGACGGCAGUAUGUACAUGAAGGUGGUGAUGCCCCAGGUGAUGCACACAGAGGCUGAGGACGUGUCUCUACGUUUCAUGUCCCAGCGGGCCUACGGCCUGCUCAUGGCCACCACCUCACGGGACUCGGCCGACACGCUGCGUCUAGAGCUGGACGGGGGCCGGGUCAAGCUCACGGUCAACCUAGACUGUAUCAGGAUAAACUGUACUUCCAGCAAGGGACCCGAGACCCUGUAUGCUGGGCAAAAACUCAAUGAUAAUGAGUGGCAUACGGUGCGCGUGGUCCGCCGGGGAAAAACCUACAAGCUCACGGUGGACGAUGACGUAGCAGAAGGCCAGAUGGCGGGUGACCACACCCGUCUUGAGUUCCACAACAUCGAGACGGGCAUCAUGACGGAGAGACGCUUCGUCUCGGCCAUCCCCUCUAGCUUCAUCGGACACCUGCAGAGCCUCAGGUUCAACGGGAUGCUGUACAUUGAUCUCUGUAAGAACGGCGACAUCGACUUCUGCGAGCUAAACGCCCGGUUUGGCAUGCGCUCCAUCAUCGCUGACCCUGUGACCUUCAAGUCCAAGAGCAGCUACCUGAGCCUGGCCACCCUGCAGGCCUACACCUCUAUGCACCUGUUCUUCCAGUUCAAAACCACCUCCCCGGACGGAUUCAUAAUGUUCAACAGUGGAGACGGAAACGACUUCAUCGCUGUGGAGCUAGUCAAAGGGUACAUCCACUACGUGUUUGACCUUGGCAAUGGGCCUAACGUCAUCAAGGGUAACAGCGACCGGGCUCUCCAUGACAACCAGUGGCACAACGUGGUCAUCACCCGUGACAACAGCAACAUCCACACGCUGAAGGUGGACGCCAAGGCAACCAGCCAGGUGGUCAAUGGAGCCAAAAACCUUGACCUGAAAGGUGACCUGUUUAUUGCUGGACUGGGCCCUGGUAUGUACGGUAGCCUGCCCAAGCUGGUGGCGUCCCGGGAUGGCUUCCAAGGCUGCCUGGCCUCUGUGGACCUCAACGGCCGCCUCCCUGACCUCCUCCAGGACGCGCUGUUCCGCAGCGGGCAGAUUGAGCGAGGAUGCGAAGUUGGUUUCACCAAAGCUGACCUACAAGGUCCUAGCACCACCUGCCAAGAGGACUCAUGUGCCAACAUGGGCGUCUGUAUCCAGCAGUGGGAGAACUACACCUGCGACUGCUCCAUGACCUCCUACACCGGCACUCAGUGCAAUGAUCCUGGGAUGACUUAUAUCUUUGGGAAAGGAGGAGGCCUCAUUACGUUCAACUGGCCAGCCAACGAGAGGCCAAGCACGCGCACAGACAGACUGACCAUAGGGUUCAGUACUUCCCUAAAGGAUGGCAUCUUGGUCCGGAUAGACAGUGCUCCGGGUCUGGGAGACUAUCUCAUGCUCCACAUC
Oncorhynchus keta (chum salmon) is the source of this 4332-nucleotide messenger RNA. Its product is annotated as neurexin-3a. The transcript has 20 exons. NCBI's taxonomy places the organism in Eukaryota, Metazoa, Chordata, Actinopteri, Salmoniformes, Salmonidae. The annotation marks the transcript as partial. The record is from RefSeq and is a predicted model, not a curated record.